CUGGAGGCGGGGCCGGGGCACGGCGCGGGGCCGCCCAGCUGCGCGCUGCUCGGCGCUCCUCGGGGCUCUGCGCUCACAGGAGGAAGUAACAGGAGAACUGUCUGACAUCCGAAGGAAGGUAAACAGAGACCAGGAAGGCAAGGCAGGAAGUUCUGUGUGUCCAUGAAGACGGCAGGAGACAUACAGGGAAGGCUGGGUGGUUCGGCGGAGGCAAAAGGCGGUACGAACCCCAAGCAGCAGGCCUGGAAGCUGAAGCGAACUUGGCCGUGCCUGUUGGUUCCAGGAGUCCCUAUGGAUUAUGGCAGGAAAAGUGAAAUGGGUCACUGAUAUCGAGAAGUCCGUGCUGAUAAAUAACUUUGAAAAGAGAGGAUGGAUCCAAGUGACAGAAAACGAAGAUUGGAACUUUUACUGGAUGAGUGUACAAACCAUCCGGAACGUUUUUAGUGUUGAAACUGGCUAUCGGCUCUCAGACGAUCAAAUAGUGAACCAUUUUCCGAACCACUACGAGCUGACCCGGAAGGACCUGAUGGUGAAGAAUAUUAAAAGAUACAGGAAGGAGCUGGAGAAGGAAGGGAGCCCUCUAGCAGAAAAAGACGAAAAUGGGAAAUAUCUCUAUCUGGACUUUGUUCCGGUCACCUACAUGCUGCCUGCCGACUACAACCUGUUUGUGGAAGAAUUCAGAAAGAGCCCCUCUAGCACCUGGAUCAUGAAACCUUGCGGCAAAGCCCAGGGGAAGGGCAUCUUUCUGAUCAACAAGCUCUCGCAGAUCAAAAAGUGGUCCCGGGACAGCAAGACGUCUUCGUUCGUGACUCAGUCUACCAAGGAAGCCUACGUGAUCUCCCUCUACAUCAACAACCCGCUGCUCAUUGGCGGGAGGAAGUUUGACCUCCGCUUGUAUGUCCUGGUGUCCACGUACCGCCCGCUGCGCUGCUACAUGUAUAAGCUCGGAUUCUGCCGCUUCUGCACCGUGAAGUACACGCCGAGCACCAGCGAGCUAGACAAUAUGUUUGUUCAUCUCACCAACGUCGCCAUUCAGAAGCACGGGGAAGACUACAACCACAUCCACGGGGGCAAGUGGACCGUGAGCAACCUGCGGCUGUACCUGGAGAGCACCCGCGGCAAGGAGGUGACCAGCAAGCUGUUCGACGAGAUCCACUGGAUCAUCGUGCAGUCGCUGAAGGCCGUGGCGCCGGUGAUGAACAACGACAAACACUGCUUCGAAUGCUACGGGUACGACAUCAUCAUCGACGACAAGCUGAAGCCCUGGUUGAUCGAGGUGAACGCGUCCCCAUCUCUCACCUCCAGUACCGCCAACGACCGAAUCCUGAAGUAUAACCUGAUCAACGACACUCUCAAUAUCGCGGUCCCGAACGGCGAGAUUCCAGACUGUAAAUGGAACAAGUCACCCCCGAAGGAAGUCCUCGGCAAUUACGAAAUUCUCUAUGACGAAGAGCUGGCGCAGGGCGAUGGCGCUGACCGAGAGCUGAGAAGCCGUCAGGGUCAGUCGCAGGGGCCCAAGGGGGGCCGAUCGCGAGACUCGGGCAGAACCGUCCUCACCACCUGGAAGUGAGCACCAGUCGCCACGAAAGACGGCGAGCCAGACCUGCCGGAUACUCAGUGCACCCGGGCCCAUUUCAAAAUUUUCCUUUUUCUAGAGCUUUUUCCCCCCUUUCCUAAGCGCUGUAAAUAAAGGCACUUCUUUGGGAGGUUAA
Neogale vison (American mink) is the source of this 1712-nucleotide messenger RNA. RefSeq names its product tubulin tyrosine ligase like 1 (gene TTLL1). The transcript has 13 exons. Lineage: Eukaryota; Metazoa; Chordata; Mammalia; Carnivora; Mustelidae. The record is from RefSeq and is a predicted model, not a curated record. Gene Ontology annotation, biological process: microtubule cytoskeleton organization; protein polyglutamylation. Bases 299 to 1570 code for a protein of 423 amino acids. Gene Ontology annotation, molecular function: tubulin-glutamic acid ligase activity; tubulin binding. Gene Ontology annotation, cellular component: cilium.